AAAUUCGUGAUAAAACCUACACCUACAGUAUAAGCUAGAAUAGAAUAAUACGACCGCCAUAUAAACUGCUUUCAUUUCAAUCCUUUUCCUCUUUCUGGUAUUUUCUCCUUUCUUCGGGUGCCUCUCGUUCAAACAACCACCCUUUGUCACUGAGAAAGAAGAGAGAAAGAACUUCUCCAUAUCUAUGCGUAAUACACGUCUUCUUCCAUUCACUCAUAAACACUGGCAUAUAGUAUAUCGGCAUAUAUGUAUCAACGGAAGAUUCCUUUUUUUUUUUAGGUUUGCAGUCCAAUUAUUUUAAGUGGCGGUGGAAGCUAAUUCAAUUUCCUACAUUAUUUUCUUGGCUUUUAAUUGUUUGUUCGACUCUUAGUCUACCAAGAAUACUGAAUAACGUUUCUUUUUUUCAUCGUCGAUCGGCUUCCAGUUGAAAUUUAAUUUGGGUUUCAUCUUGUAUUGAACCAGAGGCGGCUACCGAUCAUAAUACUCAGCAAAACCAUCAGCCCAGGUACUAGCACAAGAAAGUCAUGGUACUCGAUCAUUUCUUUCCGUAUCUAUAGUUUCUGGAAUACUAUUUGUUUUUUCGUUUCCAUUUUCACAUGGUUUGUAUCAGUGCCAGAUUUGUUUGUGCUAGCAGUUUCGCUAAUCAUGGAGUAUAUAUUUUUUACUUUUUUUUGGGGCUUUCUAUUUGCAUCAAAAGGUGAGUAGUCCAAUAGUGCGAAUGGGGGGAGAGGAGGAUAUGGGUCCGCCAUGGUUGAAACCAAUGCUGAAAGCCAGCUACUUCAAUUCAUGUGCAACUCAUGGGGAUUCCAAUAAAAGUGAAUGCAACAUGUACUGCUUGGAUUGCAUCGGAAAUGCUUUUUGUUCUUACUGUUUGAUCCACCACAAAGACCACCGCGUCCUUCAGAUAAGACGGUCAUCUUACCAUAACGUGGUGAGGGUAAAUGAGAUACAAAGGUACAUAGACAUUUCUUGUGUCCAGACGUACAUCAUUAAUAGCGCCAAGAUUGUGUUCUUAAAUGAGCGGCCUCAGCCAAGGCCUGGAAAGGGAGUCACCAACACUUGUGAGAUUUGUGGGCGAAGUCUCCUCGAUUCCUUCAAGUUCUGCUCUCUCGGCUGCAAGCUUGGAGGUAUGAAGCGUGGUGAUCCAGAGCUGACAUUCACCUUGAGGCUAAAGCACAAUAGGGAUGCAUUACGUGGCGGAUUUGAAUCUGAUGAGUCGUCAACCCCAACAAAGAUAUGCAGGAUGCAUAUUUUUAAUCGCUUGGUGGCUGGUCCUACUAUUUCAUCUGAUGAUGGCUGCAAUGAUGGUGGUGGCGGUGACAAGUUCUCGUACUAUACUUCUGGAGAUGAGGAGGCUACGAACUCCAUUUCUCCUGCCACUCCUCCCAUCUUCAACCAUCGGAAUUCCAGAAGGAGAAAGGGCAUCCCUCACCGUUCACCAUUUUGAUCAAGGAACAUAAACAACUCAGUAUCCACAUCAAUCGCGGCUUGGGGGUUUCAUGACACGGUACAAAGAAAAGGAAUGAUGUUAUGUUUGUUAGUACUAAUCAAUACUUGUGAAUGGUAAAAGAAACAUAGGAAAGAACAAAAGGCAAAGUAAAUUGUGGAAAUGCUUGGUGUAAAUAUAUUUGCAUAUAGGUGAAGAUACAUUCCAUAUACUAUGCAUUAUUACUGUCCUCUGUCCAAAUUAUAGAUAGUAUGUAGAUGUAGAUUAUAAGUUGUGCACUGUGGGUAUGGAAGGACAAUAGAAAUAUUGUAUUGUGACAUGUACAGAAGUUCUAUUCCUGUGUGUGUGUAUAUAUAUAUAGGUAGUGUUUGUAAA
Molecule: messenger RNA, 1822 nt
Organism: Rhododendron vialii
Lineage: Eukaryota; Viridiplantae; Streptophyta; Magnoliopsida; Ericales; Ericaceae
Product: protein RGF1 INDUCIBLE TRANSCRIPTION FACTOR 1
Exons: 3
Coding region: 719-1447 (242 amino acids)
Source: RefSeq, a predicted model, not a curated record